AGCACUCUGCGCGCCCGCUCCUGUGCUGCUGGUUGUCUACUUCUUCUUGCUUCCCCGCCACCGCCGCCAUCAUGAGGGAAAUCGUGCACUUGCAGGCCGGGCAGUGCGGCAACCAAAUCGGCGCCAAGUUUUGGGAGGUGAUCAGCGAUGAGCACGGCAUCGACCCCACGGGCACCUACCACGGGGACAGCGACCUGCAGCUGGAACGCAUCAACGUGUACUACAAUGAGGCCACCGGCGGCAAGUACGUGCCCCGCGCCGUGCUCGUGGAUCUGGAGCCCGGCACCAUGGACUCCGUGCGCUCGGGGCCCUUCGGGCAGAUCUUCCGGCCGGACAACUUCGUUUUCGGUCAGAGUGGUGCUGGGAACAACUGGGCCAAGGGGCACUACACAGAAGGCGCGGAGCUGGUGGACUCGGUGCUGGAUGUUGUGAGAAAGGAGGCUGAGAGCUGUGACUGCCUGCAGGGUUUCCAGCUGACCCACUCCCUGGGUGGGGGGACUGGGUCUGGGAUGGGUACCCUCCUCAUCAGCAAGAUCCGGGAGGAGUACCCAGACAGGAUCAUGAACACGUUUAGUGUGGUGCCUUCGCCCAAAGUGUCAGACACAGUGGUGGAGCCCUACAACGCCACCCUCUCAGUCCACCAGCUCGUAGAAAACACAGACGAGACCUACUGCAUUGAUAACGAAGCUCUCUACGACAUUUGCUUCAGAACCCUAAAGCUGACCACGCCCACCUAUGGUGACCUGAACCACCUGGUGUCUGCUACCAUGAGUGGGGUCACCACCUGCCUGCGCUUCCCAGGCCAGCUCAAUGCUGACCUGCGGAAGCUGGCUGUGAACAUGGUCCCGUUUCCCCGGCUGCACUUCUUCAUGCCCGGCUUUGCCCCACUGACCAGCCGGGGCAGCCAGCAGUACCGGGCGCUGACCGUGCCCGAGCUCACCCAGCAGAUGUUUGAUGCCAAGAACAUGAUGGCUGCCUGCGACCCCCGCCAUGGCCGCUACCUGACGGUUGCCGCCGUGUUCAGGGGCCGCAUGUCCAUGAAGGAGGUGGACGAGCAAAUGCUUAAUGUUCAAAACAAAAACAGCAGCUAUUUUGUUGAGUGGAUCCCCAACAAUGUGAAAACGGCUGUCUGUGACAUCCCACCUCGGGGGCUAAAAAUGUCCGCCACCUUCAUCGGCAACAGCACGGCCAUCCAGGAGCUGUUCAAGCGCAUCUCCGAGCAGUUCACGGCCAUGUUCCGGCGCAAGGCCUUCCUGCACUGGUACACGGGCGAGGGCAUGGACGAGAUGGAGUUCACCGAGGCCGAGAGCAACAUGAAUGACCUGGUGUCCGAGUACCAGCAGUACCAGGAUGCCACAGCCGAGGAGGAGGGCGAGUUUGAGGAGGAGGCUGAGGAGGAGGUGGCCUAGAGCCUUCAGUCACUGGGGAAAGCAGGGAAGCAGUGUGAACUCUUUAUUCACUCCCAGCCUGUUCUGUGGCCUGUCCCGCUGUGUGCACUUGCUGUUUUCCCUGUCCACGUCCAUGCUGUACAGACACCACCAUUAAAGCAUUUUCAUAGUG
Molecule: messenger RNA, 1560 nt
Organism: Pan troglodytes (chimpanzee)
Lineage: Eukaryota; Metazoa; Chordata; Mammalia; Primates; Hominidae
Gene: TUBB4B
Product: tubulin beta 4B class IVb
Biological process (GO): microtubule-based process
Cellular component (GO): microtubule
Molecular function (GO): GTPase activity; GTP binding; structural constituent of cytoskeleton
Source: RefSeq, marked provisional